Diabrotica balteata is the source of this 912-nucleotide messenger RNA. The record is from the annotation of a GenBank genome assembly. NCBI's taxonomy places the organism in Eukaryota, Metazoa, Arthropoda, Insecta, Coleoptera, Chrysomelidae.
AUGGGUGUACUAAAAAAUCUUCAUGCAAUGACGAAAAGUGAACAAAAGGAGUUUUUUAAUUCUUUUGAUCAAGUAUUAUUUGAAGUAAAAGAUUCCAUAGAUGCCAAAGUAAACAUUUCACUAGACAAACUGAAUACUAUCAAGUGCUUCGGAGAUAUUCAGAAGCAUGUAAGUUAUUUAACAAAUAAUAGUGGAACCAAGGCAGAAACCGUACUAGACUUUUUACACCAACAAAAUAUUGUGACUCAAAGAGAAGACGUAUUUAGGCCUAUAGACUCAGUUAUUGCUUAUUUCAAAAAUAAAGGUUUUAAAAAGGAAAUAUUUGUUAUUGGCCCGAGCUUACUCAAACAAGAAUUGGAGCAUGCUGGUUUUGAUUUAGCGGAAGAAGUUCCAACUGAGAUUGAAAAAAGUUUUGAUGGUGUUUUUGUAAACAACAAAGACCACAGCAAUGUGGAGGCAGUGAUAUUAGAUCACAAUUUUAAUGUAAGUUUUAUUAUGCUACAAAAAGCACUCUGGUGCUUAUUGAAACCCAAUUGUGAACUUAUCACUAUAAAUCCUGAAAAGGAAAUUGUCACGGAUCAUGGAAGUAUUAUAGGAACAUAUUACUUUGCGAAAACCUUAAGGGAUAUUACAAAAAAAGUAGAUGUUAACCUUGGUCAGUCUUCAGUAUACUAUCACAAAGCUAUUUCCAGAAAGUUUCAAACAACCGAUCCCAAACGAAUUCUAUAUAUAAGGGAGCUAGACACAAAAUUUAAAGAGAUAGAAAUAAAGGAGAACUUUCAGGAAAUCCUGGUAAUACAUGGUACUGACAAAGAAAAAGAAGAUGAAUUGAAGAAGCACCGGAAUAGCAAUUGCCAAUAUUAUGUAGAUAAUUGGGAUACUUUAAAUAAAAUAAUACGUGGCAUGUACUAA